This is a messenger RNA of Macrobrachium nipponense, 1647 nucleotides long. Its product is annotated as myosin-2 heavy chain, non muscle-like. NCBI's taxonomy places the organism in Eukaryota, Metazoa, Arthropoda, Malacostraca, Decapoda, Palaemonidae. The transcript has 2 exons. Bases 1 to 1647 code for a protein of 548 amino acids. The record is from RefSeq and is a predicted model, not a curated record.
AUGGCAAAUGUUUUGUCACUUCGGUAUGACGAUACUGAAUUCCGCAAUAAGAAAAUUACUGGCAUUAAAAUCGGUGAAAUUCAGAGCAGCAUAUGUCACUGCGAACCAAGGGCUAUGAAUUCAGCUAGGCCCGAGUUACCAUCAGCUGCUACAGAAGCAGCCCAUUCGGGAGAAAACGUCAAUACAGGGCAUAGUAAGAUGUUGACUGAAGUUGCUAGCUGCAAGCCAGCUACUAGGAAUAUUUUGGAAGAAGUUGCUUCUUAUUAUACUGUUAUACCAGGAUCGGAUUUCGACUUGGACAUCGUCUUGACGAAGGUGCCGAAAGAGAAACCGAUUUUAGAUUCUGGAUUGGCCGCAGGAGUCGCUGCAACGAUUGUUGGUACUUGUUGCGUUGCAGCUGCUUCUGUUGGAUUAUAUGCUUAUAAGAAAUAUGGAAACAUCAGAAAAGUUUUGAAGGACCUUGAUAAUCAAAAGAAUGACUCAGAUGCCGAGAACAGGAAAUUACAAGAGAUGUUAGAAGAGAGGGACCGAAUGCUACAGGAAGCGGAACGAGGCAAGAAUAAACUCGAAGAGGAAUACGAAGAGGAUGUGUGGAAAUUGAACGACAGGAUAAACGAGUUGGAAAUGGAAAAAGAGGACACGAACGAGGAACUUGUAAGUGCUCUCCGCCAUGGCAAGGAGAUGGAAGCUUUGCUGGAAGACGCGAGAGCACGAGAACUUGAGAUGAAGAGUUCUUUGCUAUCCCUGGAAGAAAGGCUCCAGCAGAAAGAUUGCCAGAUCGAAGAUUUGUUGAGCAACGAACGAAAACUGGAAUCCGAAAAACAACAGCUGGCCAAAAAAAUUGAACGAGAUGAAAAGCAGAUGGAGUCACUGUUGGCGGAACUAAAAGAGACAGAGUACGAGGUGGGCCUUUGCUUUAACAUCAUAGAAGAAAAAGAGAAGAAUCUGAAAGAUCACUUUGAAGGAGAGAUCAAGAAGAAGGAUGAUGUGAUUGCAAGCCUACAAAACAAACUUGAGAAUGCUCUCCACCAAAAGAAGGAGAUGGAAACCUUAAUGGAAGAAGCACGCGCACGAGAGGCUGAAAUGAAGAGUACUUUGAGAUCCGAGGAAGAAAAGCUCGAGCAGAGGGAUCGCCAAUUAGAAGAGUUGUUAAGUGUCGAGCGAAGACGUGAAGUGGAAUGCGAACAACUAAAUGAGAAACUUAAGAAACAGGAGAAGGAGAUUGAAAGCUUGCUGGAACGUUCGAAUGGGUUAGAAAACGAGCUGCAGAACUGUUUUAGCCUCUUAGACGAAAGUAAGGACUGUAAUCUGUAUCUUGAAGGCGAGAUCCAGAAGAAGAAUAAGGUGAUAGAAAGCCUGCACAAGAAACUAGAGGUUGCUCUCCAACGUGAAAAGGAAAUAGAGAGCUUGUUAACAGAAGUGAAACAAAACGAAAGAAAAAUAAACGUUUUCAAGGAACAGUUGGAGAAUAGGAAUAGUCAAGUAAAAGAAUUGUUACUUGAAGUUGAGAGGUUUAAAGGUGAAAAUCAAGCGAUGGAACAGAAAUUGGCAAAUGCUCUAAGAGAAGCGGGGCUAGAGCAACAACUACUAAGGAAGCAGGCAGAAGAACACGUGGAAAUAAGCUUAUACUGGCAGCAGAAGUUUUGA